GCGGCCAUUCGACCUCAGCCUAAAGGCGAAAAGAUCGAGCGUGAGGUCCGAGUACCCAUCCAUUCACCGGCCAGUGGCCAUCACACCACCACCAGGGGUGGCGCUCAUCGCUCCCAAGGGUGACCGACCCCUGGACUGGCCGCACCAGCCGGCGUACCUGCCCCACGGCUACAUGCCGCUCACGCUCUACCCCAUGCCAGCCGCAAGCGACUACUACGCGCCCCUGAUUCCUCCUCCUUUGGUGGCCAGCCAUCCGAUGACGCCACGCGAGCUGGCCAAGCAGAGCCCACCCCAGCGAGACGCCGUGGUUCCCUCGUGGUCAUCUGGCGUCUCAUCUUCCUCUUCGGACGAAAAGGAGUCGCGUGGCUCCCCAGUUCCCUCAGAGCGACCCCGGAGGCGGCCCGAGAACGCGCCACGCUACCCUUGCACCGGCUGCAACCGCAGCUACUCCACCUACAGCGGCCUGUCAAAGCACCGGCAGUUCCACUGCUCCGCCACCACGAGCAAGUCCUUCUCGUGCAAAUAUUGCGAGAAGGACUACUCAUCCCUGGGCGCACUCAAGAUGCACAUCCGCACGCACACGCUUCCCUGCAAGUGCAAGCUGUGCGGCAAAGCCUUCUCGCGACCCUGGCUUCUUCAGGGCCACAUCCGGACGCACACCGGGGAGAAGCCAUUCGCCUGCCCGCACUGCAGCCGAGCCUUCGCCGACCGCUCAAACCUGCGCGCCCACUUGCAGACGCAUUCGGACAUUAAGAAGUACAGCUGCAAGUCGUGCAGUCGUACCUUCUCGCGCAUGUCCCUGUUGCUCAAGCAUGAAGACGGUGGCUGCCCCGCCGCAGCGCUCAACCGCAGUCAGCCUAAGCCGUAGGUGCGUUCCGUAGGGGUAUUAUUUAUAACAUG
Rhipicephalus microplus (southern cattle tick) is the source of this 900-nucleotide messenger RNA. RefSeq lists its product as uncharacterized. NCBI's taxonomy places the organism in Eukaryota, Metazoa, Arthropoda, Arachnida, Ixodida, Ixodidae. Gene Ontology annotation, biological process: regulation of DNA-templated transcription. Gene Ontology annotation, molecular function: RNA polymerase II cis-regulatory region sequence-specific DNA binding; DNA-binding transcription factor activity, RNA polymerase II-specific. The record is from RefSeq and is a predicted model, not a curated record.